UACAUUACGCCCCACCCACACACCACAUAAAAGCCCUCUCCCUCUCUCUGCUACCUCCCAUCUCCUUUGUUCAUUGAUUUAGCUCUCGCCCCAAGCUUUGCGGGAAAUCUCAACCCUCUCUGAGGUUGUUUCGGUUCCUGCCAGGAGAUGGCCUGCUUGAUUGCCCGUCGACGGCGGCUGCUCCUGCUUCGGGCCUCUAUUUUGGCUGUUUUUCUCGCCGGAUUCGCCUUCCCCUCGGUCUCAGCCGUCUCGUACAGAAGGCCGCGCCGCCGCCCCGACCUACACGUCGCUCGACGGUUGGACGAAAACGAUUCCACUCCUCAGCAGGUCCAUAUAUCAAUGGUGGGCUCAGAUAAAAUGAGGAUAUCCUGGAUAACGGACGACCCAACUCCGGCGACUGUGGAUUACGGCACUGCUUCCGGUAAUUACGCCAACUCCUCCACCGGAACCACCUCUUCCUACCGUUACAUGCUCUACAACUCCGGCCAAAUUCACGACGUCGUCAUCGGUCCGCUCCAGCCCAACACGGUUUAUUACUACCGCUGCGGCGGAAACGCCGGCCGCCAGUUCAACUUCAAGACAGCUCCACCUACUUUCCCGAUCAAAUUCGCCAUUGUUGGGGAUCUCGGGCAGACCGAACACACGAACUCGACGCUGCAACACAUCUCCCAAUCAAGUUACGACAUGUUGCUGCUCCCCGGCGACUUGUCGUACGCCGAUUUCUGGCAGCCGCGGUGGGACUCGUUCGGCCGGAUGGUGGAGCCACUUGCAAGCCAGAGGCCGUGGAUGGUAACCCAAGGGAACCACGAGGUGGAGAGGAUCCCGGUCGUCCACUCCAGUUCGUUCACAGCCUACAACGCACGGUGGCGGAUGCCGUUCGAGGAGAGCGGGUCCACGUCCAACCUCUACUACUCCUUCGAUGUGGCGGGGGCCCACGUGGUCAUGCUGGGCUCGUACACGGACUUUGGCCCAUCUUCGGCCCAGUACAAGUGGCUGCAGUCGGAUAUGGCCAAGGUGGACCGGAGUAAGACUCCGUGGAUCCUGGCUCUGAUCCACGCCCCUUGGUACAACACCAACACGGCCCAUCAAGGAGAAUCCGAAUCUGUGGACAUGAAGCGAGACAUGGAAAGCCUGCUCUAUAAUGCUCGCGUGGAUGUAGUUUUUGCCGGCCACGUCCACGCCUACGAGCGCUUUGUAAGUCUUGUCUUUCCUAACUCCCUUGUGAAAAAUAACAUCAGUAAAGAUAAGGCGGAUGAUUGUGGUCCGGUGCAUAUCACCAUUGGGGAUGGUGGCAACCGUGAAGGUCUUGCUACAAAAUUUAGGAACACAGGAGGAGAGAAGAUUUCAGUAUUUAGAGAGGCGAGCUUCGGGCAUGGGGAAUUAGAGGUGGUGAAUGCCACACACGCGCAGUGGACAUGGCAUAGAAAUGAUGAUGGUGAAAGCGUUUGCAGUGAUGCAGUUUGGCUUACAAGCCUUUCCUCUCUUACUAGUUGCAAAGCCUAGUCUCGUUGGUUGAUUUUAUUUUCUGUUAUCGUUAAGUUGAAGUCAAAUAUCUCAUAUUAUAUUUACUUAUUUAGAGAAUUGUAAUUGAGAUAAAUUCAUAGUCAUACAAAUCAAGAUUCUGUAGACUCCAUGGAAUGUGAAGUUAGGUGACUUUGGGUGGAAAUAUUUGGAUUUGCCAUUUGGAAUUGAAAAUCAUAAAUACAAAAUCAUUUGUAA
Molecule: messenger RNA, 1719 nt
Organism: Linum tenue
Lineage: Eukaryota; Viridiplantae; Streptophyta; Magnoliopsida; Malpighiales; Linaceae
Source: the annotation of a GenBank genome assembly